Molecule: messenger RNA, 1872 nt
Organism: Symbiodinium natans
Lineage: Eukaryota; Dinophyceae; Suessiales; Symbiodiniaceae
Source: the annotation of a GenBank genome assembly
AUGCGUCCGCAAAUGGGAGAUGAUUUCCCUCUGCUAGCCUCUCCUGCGCCACAUGUGGGACAAGUCUCACCGGUGCCACGGCUGGCAUCUGAGCCACGAAAUGAAGGUCCCGACUCCCCAAGUGGCGCAGAAGCCUCGCCCUGGAAGCGUACAUUAAGCUGGAGACAGCUGCUUGUCGAUAGCCCACCAGCAUGGGCCGCGUCUCCUGAAACCCACACCAUGGGGUCCGGUGUGGACGCACGUCGCGCUGGUGCCCCUUCGCCGCAGCCGCCAUUCCCGUGGCCAGCGCCAAGCUUGAACUCCCUGAGUUCCUGCCCAGAACCCCCGCGACUGCCUCCAAAUUUGCGGCAUGCCACGCAGGAGGCCGUUCAUGCCGAAAAUAUUGGCACAUUCUCCCAAGACGAGGAGCAGGAGAUCUUGAGAUUCCUGAGCCACGUCUCCAAAAGCCCGAAGACACAAUCAGCAAGUGUCGACCGCGGUUUUGCAGUCAACCAUCCUCCGAAAACCCCCUCUCCCAGAAGACGUCGAUCCCGAGAGGCUCAGGAUGACACGCUCGUCAGCACGGGUGUCUGGAGCCCCUUUUCGAAUGCCAUGGAUGCCUCGGGCCAGGAUUCUGCAUGGGCAGAGAGCAGUUCCGGUGUUUUUGCAGAUCCUGGUUCCGCCUCGAAGGUGUGGAGAGCUCGGGGAGAGGCGGAAGGGGCACACCACACACCACUGAAAACUGCAGCCUCUCCGGUUUCUGGCCGCUCCUCCCCUGGCCCUGGCCUGUCCACGGGCAAUCAAAGAAACCCGACAAUCGAGUUGGGUGAAGUCCACUUACGGUCGUGCAGCUGCUGCGGACGACGGUUUCGCGAAUCUAGGUUGCCCGUGCACGAGGCGAUAUGCUACCGCAAUGCUGGAAGUGGGAACAAGCGCAGCGUCUUCGAAUCAAGCCGGCAAAGAUGCUCCGCCGCCUCGGGGCGUUGGUGGAGUACUCCGGAAAGCAAGUCGCGGCAGGGGCACUCAAGAGCAGGAUCCCCUCAGGUCGGCCAUCAGGUCCCUAAACGUGCUCCAGCAAUGCAGAGAUCUCGCUCAGUGCCAUCCGUGCAGGGCGUGCACCCAAGGCGCUCGCCUUGCGAAGGGCGCUCGCCAAGGCAGUCCCACCGCUUCGAUGCCAGCGGCCCGAAGCUGUCCAAAACUUCACCCAUCAAGGUGUCUGCUACAAGUCCUGUCCAGAAUCCGGAGAGGUCAAGGUCGUGCACAGCAGCCAGGUCAGGGUCGUUCAGGAAGGAUCCCGCCUUGAGAGGAGCACAGGACAGCACUCGGGCAAGCCGUGGAAGCUCUGGCCACCGAGCUUCGGCCGAACGUCAUCUCUACACUGCGGCGGCGCAUCGAACGGUAUCAGCAGAGAGGCGAUCGUUCGGCAGCCCAGUGCCUGCAGAAAGUGCGGCCGAGGCCCGCGCAACUGCGCAGCCGGUGCAGCAAGGCCACGGAGCGGAAGGACGACAACCUCCGACUGCUUGGGGUGCUGUGCCUGCGAUGCCUGACUUGAAUGAUGAUCGCCGAGCGGCCGGCGGGAUGGCAUUUGAGUCGGAGGCGGCAGGCUAUCUGGGGGCAGGAGGCGCCGGCGAGGCGCCGUCCGGACUGCUCGGAUCGAUCAUUGAGGACGUCGCACAAUUAAGUGCUCAGGUUGAGAAGCUCCUCAGUCGGCGCAGGGAUGUCCUGGCAGGCACCAGACCCCAUCAUCUCGCCAGGGCUUCUGGCGGAUAUCGAGAUUUGGCCGAAAGGGCCAGCGACUUCGACGCAAGGGACAUGGUGCUCGAGCUUUCACCAAGUGACUCGAGCGCUGCGCCGGAGGGAGAGAGAGCGUUUGAGUCUCGGCCCCGCAGCUGA